Molecule: messenger RNA, 231 nt
Organism: Linum tenue
Lineage: Eukaryota; Viridiplantae; Streptophyta; Magnoliopsida; Malpighiales; Linaceae
Source: the annotation of a GenBank genome assembly
UUGGGAGGAGUUCUGUUUGGUUCAGCAGAGGAGGUGAUCGACGUGGGGACUUCGGUUCAGGCCGCUGACGCGAGGAGAGAACCUUUCCUGCCAGAGGAGAAUGCCUCGGUCGCCGGCUCGAGGAAGCGUUCCAAACCUCACAGGAAUCACCAGCUACAAGAGGAGACGAUCGCUUCGGGGAUAAGCUCGAAGAUUCUCAAAGAAGCUUUGAUUCAGCAGAGGGAGAUUUAA